Cuscuta epithymum is the source of this 801-nucleotide messenger RNA. The record is from the annotation of a GenBank genome assembly. NCBI's taxonomy places the organism in Eukaryota, Viridiplantae, Streptophyta, Magnoliopsida, Solanales, Convolvulaceae.
AAUAAAGGGGGGGGUUAGACGUAUUUGGGGUAAUGGUCAACUUAGAUUAAAAUGGCAAAGUUAUUUGACUGAAAGAGGUGUGAGAUAUGUUGCUUUUCCUAAAUAUUUAAACUUAGAUUAUAAACUUAUGCCUUAUUUAAUGAGUUUCGUGCACAAUAUAGCAACGCUCCCCCUCCCCCGUCACGAACAUCUUCAUCUAAAGGAAAAUCGAUUUUUAAAUCUGCAUUUGGCAAUCUUAUGAAAAAAAGUAAAACAACUCACGUCACUGAACAAAGCGCAUUGAAUGAGAUUACUUUGUAUUUAACAUAUGAAGUUGAUUUUGAAGAAAAUGAUGACUUUGACGUUCUAGACUGGUGGAAGUCAAAAGAAAGAACGUUCCCGAUUUUAGCACGGAUGGCUAAGCAAGUACUAUCAAUGCCGGUUUCAACAGUUGCGGUGGAACAAGAAUUUAGUUCGGCCGGCAACGUCCUAACGGCAUCUAGAUCGAGAUUGAGCGCGGAGUCUCUUGAGACGCUUAUAUGCUACCACGAUUGGUUGAAGGCCGCACGUAGAACUCAAGAAUUGAGCAUCACCCCCUCCCAAGAUUUUAUGGAUGACUCAACAACCGAUGGUGGCUCUACCUAUGCCGGAGAUUCCGAUUGAUUAGUAUUUUAGAAUUUAGUACAAAAUGUAUUUUAUAGCACUUGUCAAAUUUAUUUAUACUUGUACUUCAUAUUUCAAAAUUGUAAACUUGUACUUCAUAUUUCAAAAUUGUAAAUUUGUAGUUGUAGUUCAAAUUAAUUUGUAAACUUGUACUUCAUA